AUGGCCCUUCCAAGUAUGAGUGUUUCCGAAUUUGACGCUUUGAUAGAGCAGUGCACCAAUGAAAAGAUACCUAACGGUGAGAUAGACCUAUCGGCAGCUUUGGAGUUAUCAGACAUGAUAAGAUCGAGAAGACUUCCUCCGAAGGACGCUAUGAGAUGUUUGAAAAAGAGGGUGCUACAGACCAGGAAUAACCAAAAUUUGCAGUUCUCCGUCUGGCGACUAGUAGAAGUUUGCAUGAAGAAUGGUGGAGUUCCCUUUUUGAAAGAGGUUUGCUCACGAGAGUUUAUGGACUGCCUCGAGCAAGUAAUAUUGGCUGAAUCUACAGACUACGAAUUAGAACAGUUUUGUAGUAGAUUAGUGGGGGAAUUAUAUCUGGCUUUCAAAAAUGACUCGCAAUUAAGCUAUGUAGUUAAGGUAUACCAGAAAUUAGUAUCCAGAGGUAUUGACAUGGAGAAUUUGAAACCGACAGAAAAUUUAAAUGCUAUGUUUGAUGCGAAAACUCCUGCGGAUUGGAUUGAUUCCGAUGCAUGCAUGAUUUGCUCCACACAAUUUACUUUACUCAACAGGAAACAUCAUUGUAGAUCAUGUGGUGGUGUCUUCUGCCAACUUCAUUCAUCAAAGUUCAUUCCAUUGCCUGACUUGGGUAUUUUCGAGCCAGUGCGUGUUUGUGAUAACUGUUUUGAAGACUACGAUUUGAAACGUAAAUCAAGCAAAGGGAAGAAAUCGAAAGGCAAGAAGAGAUUUACACGUUCUGAGGAUGACGAUGAGGAUCUCAGAAGAGCUAUCGAACUUUCUUUGAAGGAGAAUGGUAGAGAUGCAGAUACUUUCAUUCCGGAUACUGCUAAAUUAGAACCACUAAAAAAAGAUCCUGAUGAAGAGGAUCCUGAUUUGAAGGCUGCAAUCGAGGCGAGCUUGAGAGAACAUCAGCAAGAGGAGAUGAGAAGGAAAUCACAGGCGAAGAAUAUGUAUAAUACUUCUUCGCCGUCAGUAGCACCUCCUAUUGAAAACAACUACGAUUUAUCCAGUAAUGAAGAAGAAGAUAUUCACCUUUUCGCUUCCUUAGUGGAGAGGAUGAAAACGCAGCCACCAACCGCCGUCCUAGAAGAUACACAGCUCCAGCAACUUUAUCAAAAGGUACUAGGUGUAAGACCAAAGCUAAACUAUGCGCUCAGUGAUACCGUUUCCAAAUACAAUACUGUCUAUGAAAUGAACAGUAAGAUAUCCGAUAUCAUGAAUAUGUACGACUCUAUGCUAGAAAUGCAAUUAAGGAACAUCAGCCUUUCACAACAAUAUGCCAUUCCAGAAUCAGGUAGGAAUUCGUACGGAUACCAUCAGAAUAUGCCUCAAUAUGACCAGCCCAAUAGCCCGCAAAUAAUAGCUCAACCCCAAAUUCAUUCGCCGCAACAAAAUGAGAGAACAAUACUCAACUAUGCAUCUCCAGUAUCACAGCAUUUAUCCAAUGGCGCUACCACUAACACAUAUCAGCAAGGAAGUGCAUUACAAAAUCAGCAACCAGCUGCUCCUGAACCACAACCGGUUUCAUUCGAAAAACCAUCGACAACAUCGCAACUCGAGGGUCUCAUUCUAGAGGAACCAAGCGAGCCACCUUAUCCAGAUGAAAAUACUACUAUAGAAAAUCCAAAAAUAGAACAAGCGUCCGAGAGACCUUAUCCGGAUGAUCAUCUAAAACAAGAGAAUAUUACGUCGUUCGAUUUCCCAACGGUGCCUCUGAGAAAACUUUCUAUACAUGGUUCUGAGCAAGAAGUUAAAGAAGAACCCGUUCAGCAAGAGCAAUUACUAAUUGAGCUGUAA
This is a messenger RNA of Kluyveromyces lactis, 1812 nucleotides long. It is a transcript of the gene VPS27, whose product is annotated as ESCRT-0 subunit protein VPS27. Gene Ontology annotation, molecular function: phosphatidylinositol-3-phosphate binding; ubiquitin binding; metal ion binding. The coding region runs from base 1 to 1812 and encodes 603 amino acids. The record is from RefSeq and is a predicted model, not a curated record. The transcript has a single exon. Gene Ontology annotation, biological process: protein targeting to vacuole; protein transport to vacuole involved in ubiquitin-dependent protein catabolic process via the multivesicular body sorting pathway. Gene Ontology annotation, cellular component: ESCRT-0 complex. NCBI's taxonomy places the organism in Eukaryota, Fungi, Ascomycota, Saccharomycetes, Saccharomycetales, Saccharomycetaceae.